AUGCCCGCAAGACGCUACGGGUAUGAUGAAUCACUCAGCCGAGCAAGGUGCAUUCCUCUCCCUCGCUCACUGUAGCAAAAGAAAAAGUGUUUCUUGGAAAGUAUUUAUACCAGAGAUAUAUUUUUUUUAAAAAAACCCCAAAAAUGCAAAAUACACACGUGCGCACAAACACAACUAAAAUGCCCCAAAUCCUUCCCUUUGCCACGCAUUGCAUUCUAAAUCCUGUUCAAAUGAGAGAGGGGCGCCGCCCCCCAUUUUUUAAAAAUGAAAGGAAUGCGGGAAGAAAGAAGGAAAAGCGAAAGUUGAAAAGGAGGGAAGGAAGAAACUGUGCUGAGAGAGAGAGAGGAACGGGGGGAGCGUGAAGAGGGGGAGGCAGAAAAGAUGGGCGAGAAGGUGAAGAAGCGAGGGAGAAAAAGAGUGAAAGAGGAAGGGACCCGCGCGAAGGGAAAGGAGGAGCAAUGGAGAGAGGGAAGCGGCUUUUUCCUCCUCCUCCUCCUCCUCCUCUCCGUCUCUCCCUCCCCUCCUCCAGCUCCAGCGGGAGCCGCGUCCCUAACCAGCCCAGCCCCGGCGGCGGCAGCGCAGCCACUUACCGCUCCUGCCGGCCGCGGCCCGUCGGCGUGCCCGGCCCCGAGGGCUGCACAUGGGCCGCCUCCUGUCAGCAGCCGCCCAAGUUCAACGGCUUCCCCGGCAUCACCCCGCGAAGAGGGAGAGACAGAGGAGCCCCCGGCGCCUGCAACAAUAGCCGGCGCAGCGCCUCAGCAGCUCCCGGGUCGGCGCGCCCUCGGAGCGCGCAGCAGACGCCGCCGCCGCAUCGCUUCUUCUGGCCGGGCUGCAGCGGCAGCAGGAGCCGCGGAAAGGGGAGGGGGCUUGGCGGCAGGAGGCGGAGAGAGGCGGCGGAGGGGCUCGACGCCGCAGAGCCAGGCCUUGCCCCCGGGGAGGGACGGAGGGGAAGGAGGGCGGACCUCGGCUCGCGCCCUCGACGGGUCUGCGGGGAGAGGAGGCAACUCGAGCGCGCGGCUGCUCGGCUCGGCCAGUCCUCCCUCCCUCCCUCCUCCCAGGUAAUCCCUCCUCGGGCGGUAAUCCCGUCCCGAUUGGCUCCCGCCGGCCGGAUUUGCAUGUCAAUGCCCCCCCCCCACCCCGCCCUCCAAGUUGGCGAAGGGAUCUGGAGGAGGGGGAGAAGCGCGGCUGCGGGCACGCUGCGCAAAAGCGCGCCGAUCCUCCGCCACGUGGGUCAGGGUUAGUG
Molecule: messenger RNA, 1243 nt
Organism: Podarcis lilfordi (Lilford's wall lizard)
Lineage: Eukaryota; Metazoa; Chordata; Lepidosauria; Squamata; Lacertidae
Source: the annotation of a GenBank genome assembly